This is a messenger RNA of Acanthosepion pharaonis, 861 nucleotides long. NCBI's taxonomy places the organism in Eukaryota, Metazoa, Mollusca, Cephalopoda, Sepiida, Sepiidae. The record is from the annotation of a GenBank genome assembly.
AUGAUCACAAAAGCGCGCGCGAAAGAAUUAAAGGCAAACCGAACAAAAUAUUUACGCCCCAAGAUAGAAGUGGAGUUACACAUUACUCCGAUAUGCACAGCCGUUGAACUUUUAUCUAAAGAUAAAUAUCGUGACAACAAGUUGUCGUUCGAUGAAUCCAGCCGCCUUUUUCUUGGAAGUCUCAUUCGUGGUGAUCACCUGCAAGGUGACGACCCGCAGCAUCGGAAGGACGCCAGAUCGGAGCGAAAGAAGCUGUCAAAUUCUUACCUGACCAAGCAAUACGUUUGGCCGAAACGUCUGCUUCUGACCGUUCUUGAUGAUAGUCUCUGCGUCCGCGGGACCAGCUUAGGCAUCAAGACUAAAUUUAUGGUACUAAGUUUGCUGGAGUCGCUGUGUGGCACAACCUACGAUAAAAAUGCGCCGACUGUCGGUUUACAAACCUUUUCUGUGGACAGCAAGCUGGUGUUGCCGUUGCAAAGACCGGAAACGAAGAGAAAAUUGCGCCAUUCUGUACUGGCUUAUACAACCGAACCCGUGAGGCAUUUACAGCUUGAUAGAGCAUUGGAACGUACCAUGUCUAUUCUCAACGGAACAAGUUAUAUGUUUAUAUCUAUCUAUCUAUAUAUCUAUCUACCAAUAAUUGUUAAUAUCUAUCUAUAUAUCUAUCUUAGUCUUUUCAUAUAUAUAUCUAUGUUUAUGUCUAUCCAUCUAUCUAUCUUUGUUCAUAUUUAUCUAAGUCUGUUCAUAUCUAUCUAUAUUAGUCUGUUCAUAUCUAUUUCAGAAUGUUUAUAUCUUUGUUCAUGUUUAUCCAUCUAUCUUAAUCUGUUCAUAUCUAUCUAUCUAUCUAUCUAUCUAUCUUAG